UAACCAAAUUCACAGCUUUUCAAAUCCAAAAACACAGAACAGAGGAAUCAAAAGAGAAUUAGGAUACACUGUGGCGAUGCCUGGCGUGCUCCACACCCAUCAUUCUACCUUCUUCUUCCCUCUCCAUCCACCAAUCUCCACCGUCCGUUCCAAAACGCAGUCUUUUCAGUUCCCGCAACCAUUGGCUCCGGCUAACAUCCGUACGAAUCUCUCAGUGCGACGGAGCGUAAAGUGUAUGGCGAACCCGAGACGAGUGAAGAUGGUGGCUAAACAAAUAAUGAGGGAGCUCUCCGACAUGCUUCUCACUGACACGGUCUUGCAACACGCCGUGUUGCCCGAAGCUGCACUUGGAGCCGACCGCUAUCUCUCUUCUCUCACCACAAUCAGCGAUGUCGAGGUCUCUAAUGAUUUGCAGGUGGUGAAAGUAUAUGUAUCCGUGUUUGGGGAUGAUAGAGGGAAAGACGUGGCCAUUGCGGGGUUGAAAUCGAAAGCUAAGUACGUUAGGAGCGAGCUCGGGAAGCGAAUGAAGUUGAGAUUGACCCCUGAGGUCAGAUUCAUUGAGGAUGAAUCCAUGGAAAGAGGAAGCAGGGUAAUCGCAAUACUGGACAAAAUAAAAGCUGAGAAAGGAAGCGAAGGGGGACAAGAACCGUCUGAUUUACCAGAGGAUGAUCAAAAUUGGGAAGUGGAUGAUCCGGACGAAGACAUAAUCUAUGUAAAGUAAUGGUCCGAAGCUGUUGAAGCACCUGAGAAGGAGUGCAUAUUACUCUGAUAAUGCUGGAUUUCCCCUCAGUGAGUCAUCAUAUGUUCAACUCAUUUGGAGGAGUCAAAAGCUGUUAGGUGGUUUAGGAGAGAUCAAUUCACAUUAUUAGUACACUAAGAACAUUCUCAUCAUUUGACUCUUUAAGAGAAUCAGUUUUCCACAAGGAAGAUGUUGAUGGUGAGAGAAAAUGAAUACCAAGCACAUGGUUCCUCCUGUACUGGAUCCUGAAAGUUUCUUUCAUUGACUCAGAUCUCUCUCCAAAGAAAUGUAUUUGUUGUUUUUGUUUUUUUUGAUUAAUCAGCGUAACGAUCAUGUGGUCAUAAACUCUUGUCUUGUAAUGGCUCUGCUGUAAUGUAACGUCUUUGUUAUUCUGCUAGUAGAAGAAAUAAACCGAUUUGGUUUCAAUGUU
Molecule: messenger RNA, 1169 nt
Organism: Eutrema salsugineum
Lineage: Eukaryota; Viridiplantae; Streptophyta; Magnoliopsida; Brassicales; Brassicaceae
Product: probable ribosome-binding factor A, chloroplastic
Exons: 3
Coding region: 77-721 (214 amino acids)
Biological process (GO): rRNA processing; ribosome biogenesis
Molecular function (GO): ribosomal small subunit binding
Source: RefSeq, a predicted model, not a curated record